GGAAAUUUCGGGAGCUCCAGUGCACGCUCGUGCUGUGCUACCCGGCUUGCCGGCACGCUGCGCUCGCAGCUUUUUUUGCGCCGACCUUGUGUUGCUUCAUCAUCACCACUUUUGCUCCCUCCCGCGACUCCAACGCCUUCCCUCUCGCCCCCGUCGCCGGCCCGCAAUCCCUUUCGGCCGAUCUCGUUCAAUCACAGCCGCAUAUCCCACCCCGUUGCAGACCCCCCCAGCACCAAUAAUGUCGAAUCCACUGCCGUCGAUGCCUCCGGGUCGGCCAACGGCCAUUCCUGUUGACGCCCCCUCAUCCACAUGGGAUCGCAUCACGUCCUGGGUCUCGGAGAACAAGGCAGUCGUGUAUACCAUCGCUGGUGUUGCCGUUGUCGUCACAGGCGCCGGUGUUGUCUACUACCUGAACUCCGACGCUAAUACCAAGGCCGAUUCAGCUCCUAAACUGAGCAAAAAGGAAAGACGAAAGCGAAAAGAGGCCGAGCGCAAGGCCGCCGAGACUAAGGAAGCACCUACCACAACCGAGUCGAAAGCCGCCACGGUCCAGAGCGAUUCCGAACUGCCCGACGUCGACGAGCAGUCAGUCUUGAGCCUGACCCAGGAGCAGCGCGAAGAGUAUGCCGCGAAGCUGAAGCAGGCGGGCAACAAGGCCUAUGGCGACAAGGCGUACAACAAGGCUAUUGACUUGUACUCCAAGGCCAUUCUCUGCAAGCCCGACCCCGUCUUCUACUCCAACAGAGCUGCAUGCUACAGCGCCAUGAGUGAAUGGGACAAGGUCGUCGAAGACACCACCGCCGCCAUAAACAUGGACCCUGAAUAUGUAAAGGCCAUCAAUCGCCGAGCCACUGCCUACGAGCACCAAAAGAUGUACUCCGAGGCUCUCUUGGACUUCACGGCCUCCUGCAUCAUCGACAACUUCAAGAGCGAUUCCACGGCUCAGGCUGUUGAGAGACUGCUCAAGACGUUUGCCGAGCACAGGGCAAAGGAGAUGAUGGCUUCCAGGCCGCCCAAGCUGCCCAGUCCCAUCUUUGUUGGCAACUACCUCCAGAGCUUCCGGCAAAAGCCCCGCCCCGCGGACCUCGACGACUCGAUCGAACUCGAUGUCGAGACAGGAAUUGGUCAACUGCAACUCGGUCUCCAGGGCCUGGAGAAGAAGACGGCAGACGGAUACGAGGAGGCGAGAUUAGCAUUUGAGAAGGCUCUGGAGCUCGGUGAGCUCGGUAACCACGAGCCCCUCGCCUACAACUUGCGCGGAACCAUGCGAACUCUUCUAGGCAACCACGCCGAGGCAACCAAGGACUUUGACAAGAGCAUCGAGCUUGACCCGACCAUGGUUCAGAGUUACAUCAAGCGCGCCAGCAUCAGUCUGGAGCUCGGCGAGCCGGACAAGGCAGAGGCUGAAUUCGCCAAGGCCCUGGACCAAAACAAGGACGAUCCUGACGUUUACUAUCACCGCGCCCAAGCCAACUUCAUCAAGGGAGACCUGGCCGAGGCGCAAAAGGACUACCAGAAGUCGAUUGACCUAGACAAGGACUUCAUCUUCUCUCACAUCCAGCUCGGCGUGACUCAGUACAAGAUGGGCUCCAUCGCGUCCUCCAUGGCCACCUUUCGCCGGUGCAUCAAGAACUUCCCCAAGGUCCCCGACGUUUACAACUACUACGGCGAGCUGCUUCUGGACCAGGGCAACUUUGCCGAGGCCGUUGAGAAGUUCGACACCGCCAUGGAGAUGGAGAAACAGUCCAAGCCCAUGUCCAUGAACGUUCUUCCCCUCAUCAACAAGGCUCUCGCCCUCUUCCAAUGGAAGCAGGACUUCAAGGAGGCCGAGAAGCUCUGCCAGAAGGCUCUGAUUAUUGAUCCGGAGUGCGACAUUGCCGUGGCCACCAUGGCCCAGCUCCUGCUUCAGCAGAACAACGUGACCGAGGCGUUGAAGUACUUUGAGCGCGCAGCGGAGCUGGCCCGCACCGAGGGCGAAAUUGUCAACGCCCUUUCCUACGCCGAGGCGACCAGGACGCAGGUCCAGGUAACGGAAAAGUACCCCAAGCUAGCGGCUAAGCUGGCUGGCGGCGGCGGCCCCCCUGGAUUCCGAAUGGGCGCCUAAGCGACCAACCCAUUCUUUCACCUUGUACGACCAAAAAGGGGCGAACGGAACCGUGUGAUGGCGGAUCGCGGUGUGUACGUGUAGGGGGUUGAAGCCGUCGCCUAGUGAGUCGCCGCUGGUUGGGCUAUUCGGCAUAUGUAUGAGGCCACCAUCUUUGUCUCGCUCUUGGGAACUGGGACGGAGCAUCCCCGUCGGGUUUCUGGCGGUUGUCGGUGGGUGGGUGAGCUGUCCAAACUGUGUCAUGCACAGGGUAUUACACAACGAACGGAGUAAGCAUUGUAUAUGUAUUAGUUUAAUGAAACCCUUCUCCCGUGGAGACCUCUGUAUGAUCACGACAACCCCUCGUUGCCCUGUUUUUACUCUUUUUUAAUCCUUUUUUCGUCUUGAACGCUGCGCGGCAGUCUUGG
Purpureocillium takamizusanense is the source of this 2511-nucleotide messenger RNA. RefSeq names its product TOM (translocase of outer membrane) complex component (gene TOM70). Gene Ontology annotation, molecular function: protein-transporting ATPase activity; protein binding. The transcript has 3 exons. NCBI's taxonomy places the organism in Eukaryota, Fungi, Ascomycota, Sordariomycetes, Hypocreales, Ophiocordycipitaceae. Gene Ontology annotation, biological process: intracellular protein transport. Gene Ontology annotation, cellular component: mitochondrial outer membrane. Bases 239 to 2104 code for a protein of 621 amino acids. The record is from RefSeq and is a predicted model, not a curated record.